Rhodotorula toruloides NP11 is the source of this 1008-nucleotide messenger RNA. RefSeq names its product protein of exodeoxyribonuclease iii family. The transcript is spliced from 8 exons. Lineage: Eukaryota; Fungi; Basidiomycota; Microbotryomycetes; Sporidiobolales; Sporidiobolaceae. Gene Ontology annotation, cellular component: nucleus. Gene Ontology annotation, molecular function: double-stranded DNA 3'-5' DNA exonuclease activity; phosphoric diester hydrolase activity; DNA-(apurinic or apyrimidinic site) endonuclease activity. Gene Ontology annotation, biological process: base-excision repair. Bases 1 to 1008 code for a protein of 335 amino acids. The record is from RefSeq and is a predicted model, not a curated record.
AUGCCUGCCGAGUCGAAGAAACGACCUGAACCUCCUUCCGAAGCCGCACAGCGUCCGCCGAAGCGCUCCCGCGUCGACCCUCUGCCUGGCAACCCUCUCUUCUUCUACCGAGAACCGAAGGACACCAUCCAGAUCUCGACAUGGAAUGUCGCCGGCCUCGAGUCGUGCAACGCCGAGAAGUGGAAUUUCGGUUUCCGCUUGUAUGUCGAGGCAGAGGAUCCGCACAUCCUUGCCAUCACCGAGGUCAACGAGAAGGACGCCGAGGCUGUCUUCGAGUCGCAUCCGAACUUUGAGUUUCUCCGAGCGCGAUAUCCGUACCGGUACUGGUCGCACAGGGUCGCCGUUGUCAGCAAGCUCGAGCCUCUCGCUCCACCUGUCUACGGCUUUCCCGAAGGCAAGAAGUACGAUCCGGAGGAUGCGCGCGCUCGCGCAAUUACGCUCGAGUUCAAAGAGUGUUUUCUGCUUGCCACCUACGUCGUGAACGCUGGCGCCGAGUUCAAAAGCCUCGACAAGCGAAAAGACUGGGCGGCCGACUUCGAGCCGUACAUCCGCAGCCUCGACGCGAAAAAGCCGGUCAUCUGGACAGGCGACUUCAACGUGAUUCGAACGAUCACGCCCGACACAACCGAGUCGAACGAUUUGCAGUGGGGAGCGCAGGUGUUCGGCAAGUACUCAGGAACGAGUCAAUUCGAGCGCGAUGCGCACGAGCGACUGUUGGGCGAUCAGCCAUGGCUUGAGAACCCGAGACGGCCUGGUCCGAAGUUCGUGGACGUGUGGCGCUUGAUCAAGGGCGAGAAAUGGCGGCAGUAUACGCACUCGAGCAAGAAGGUCGGAGGCUGGCGUCUGGACGGCUUCAUUGUCUCCGAGCGCUUCCUGCACAACGUCCGCAAGUGCGAGAUCCGGCAAGAGGUCAAGAGGCAGUUCUGGCCACCGAAGGACAGCGUCGGAAAGGGUGCGCUGUCAGAUCACUGGCCCGUUUGGCUCAGCCUCGAGAUGGAGGAGCUGUAG